GGUGGUUACCGGUUUCGCAAUGAACGACAAAACCGGUUUUGCCAUGACUGCAAAUCCCACCAAAAUUAAGGUAUUCCAACCGUUCUUCUUGAGCACCAACCUCCCGUAUUCGGUGAAACGUGGUGAAGUUAUCGCCAUACCCAUUGUCGUUUUCAAUUAUAUGGAAAAGUCGCUACAAGCCGAAGUGACCAUGGAAAAUACCGAUCAGGAAUAUGACUUCACAGAGGCGACAAAUGACAUCGAGGAAUCUGUGCUGGAGGAGAAGCAAAGAACCAAGACGGUUAAUGUACCGGCAAAUGGUGGUCAAACUGUCUCCUUUAUGAUUCGUCCCAACAAGGUGGGUGAUAUUACGUUGAAAAUUAAGGCCAUUACACCCUUGGCCGGUGAUGCCAUACAUCAGAAAUUAAAAGUGGAACCCGAAGGUGUUACGCAAUAUGAAAAUCAUGCCAUUUUUGUAAAUAUCGGCAACAAGAAGAAGGAGGACGCGAAGGAUGGCGGUGAAGUUGUGAAACACGAUUUGAGUGCUGCCAUACCAAAGGAUGCCGUGUUGGAUUCCGAAUAUUUGGAAUUCUCGGCCGUGGGUGAUAUUCUAGGACCCACAAUUAAAAAUAUCGAUAAAUUGGUGCGAAUGCCCUAUGGCUGUGGCGAACAGAAUAUGGUGAAUUUUGUACCGAAUAUAUUGGUCCUUUACUAUUUGGAUGCAAUUAAAAAGGAUAUGCCAUUGAUUGAACAGAAAGCGAAAAGUUAUAUGGAAUCGGGAUAUCAACGGGAGUUGACCUAUAAACACAAAAAUGGCGCCUACAGUGCUUUUGGUGAGGGUCACAGUGAGCCGAAUAGUUGGUUAACCGCCUAUGUGGCCAGAUCGUUUAUCCAAGCUCGGAAAUAUAUUACCAUUGAUGGAGCUGUGAUUGAUCAGGCCUUGGAUUUCUUGGCCAAGACCCAGGAGGAGGAUGGUCAUUUUCCACAAAAGGGUAAACUUUUCCAUCCCGCCCAUCAAAAUGAUGUUGGAUUCACGGCAUUUGUGCUAAUGGCCUUCCUGGAGAAUGAGGACUAUGCCGCCAAAUACAAAUCACAAAUUCAACAGGGUCUCAAAUACCUUGGCGAUCACAUUGCCACUGAAGACAACAUUUAUGCCCUCUCCAUUGCCGCUGUGGUUCUCAACAAGGUCCGCCACCCUGAUGUCCCGAAAUUAAUGGAAAAACUUGAAAAGGCAGCCACAUUUAAAAAUUCUCUAAAAUGGUGGUCCAAUGAAAAUAAGGAUCACUCCAAUGACAUCGAAGUUACCGCCUAUAUUUUACAAUCUCUAACGGAAACGGAAGAGGCUGGAAAAUUAUUGCCGAUCAUCCAAUGGUUGGUUGGUCAACGUAACAGUUUGGGUGGUUUCGAUUCGACACAGGAUACAGUGGUCGGUUUACAGGCCUUGAUUAAAUUUGCCGAACGCUUUAUGGCCGGCGGAGGUGGUGAUGGAAAAAUGCUAAUUGAUUUUGAAGCUAAGGAUGGGGAGGGAAAGCAGACGACAAAGGAUACAAUUGAGGUGGAUAAGGAGAAUGCCCUGCUAUUGCAAACACAUGUG
Messenger RNA from Musca vetustissima, 1573 nucleotides. RefSeq names its product CD109 antigen-like. The annotation marks the transcript as partial. The record is from RefSeq and is a predicted model, not a curated record. Lineage: Eukaryota; Metazoa; Arthropoda; Insecta; Diptera; Muscidae. Gene Ontology annotation, molecular function: endopeptidase inhibitor activity. The transcript has 2 exons.